Dama dama (fallow deer) is the source of this 1974-nucleotide messenger RNA. RefSeq names its product potassium two pore domain channel subfamily K member 13 (gene KCNK13). Bases 1 to 1197 code for a protein of 398 amino acids. The record is from RefSeq and is a predicted model, not a curated record. The transcript is spliced from 2 exons. Gene Ontology annotation, biological process: stabilization of membrane potential; potassium ion transmembrane transport. Gene Ontology annotation, molecular function: potassium ion leak channel activity. Lineage: Eukaryota; Metazoa; Chordata; Mammalia; Artiodactyla; Cervidae. Gene Ontology annotation, cellular component: membrane.
AUGGCCGGCCGGGGCUGCGGCGGCGGCUGCGGGCCGGGCCGCGCGAACGAAGACAACGCGCGCUUCCUGCUGCUCGGCGCGCUCCUAGCGCUCUACCUGCUGGGCGGCGCCGCCGUCUUCUCGGCGCUGGAGCGGCCGCACGAGCGCCAAGCCCGGCAGCGCUGGGAGGAGCGCCUGGCCGGCUUCGGCCGCCGCCACAACCUGAGCCGCGACGCGCUGCGCGGCUUCCUCCGCCACUUCGAGGAGGCCGCGGCCGCCGGCGUCCGCGUGGACGGCGCGCGCCCUCGCUGGGACUUCCCGGGCGCCUUCUACUUCGUGGGCACCGUUGUGUCCACCAUCGGGUUUGGGAUGGCCACCCCAGCGACAGUGGGCGGGAAGGUCUUCCUGAUCGUCUACGGACUCCUCGGCUGCUCCAGCACCCUCCUGUUCUUCAACCUCUUCCUGGAGCGCCUGAUCACCGUCAUCGCCCACGUCACGAGGUGGUGCGGCGCCCGGCGGCCGGGGAGGCGGGCGGGCCCACGCGCGGGGAGCCCGGGGCUGGCGGCGGCCGGGAAGCCGUCGGUGCGCGUCGUGCUGCUGGCGCUGGGCGCCGCCUCCCUGGCGCUGUGCUGCGGCGCCGCCGCCCUGUACGCGGCCGCCGAGGGCUGGGGCUACCUGGACGCGCUCUACUUCUGCUUCGUGGCCUUCAGCACCAUCGGCUUCGGGGACCUGGUCAGCGGGCAGCAGGCGCGCUACGACGGCCGGGGCCUCUACCGCGUGGCCAACUUCGUCCUCCUGCUCUCGGGCGUCUGCUGCCUGUAUUCGCUGUUCAACGUCGUGUCCAUCCUCGUCCGGCAGGCGGUGAACUGGGCCCUGGGCCGGGCGGCCGGCGCGGGCUGCCGGCGAGGCCGGGGACGCGGCGGGCCGCCCCGCAGGAACGCCGUGGGGCCGGGCCGCGUGCGCAGCGGGAGCGGCGGCGCCGCGGAGACGGACGGCGGCUCGGGCGCGCGGCGCCUCUCGGGCGAGAUGGUCUCCAUGAAGGACUUGCUGGCGGCCAACAAGGCCUCCCUGGCCGUCCUCCAGAAGCAGCUGUCCGAAGCGGCCAGCGGCCGCCCGCGUCGGGCGAGCACGCCGGCUGUGGACGACGAGUUCUCAGGGGGCGUGGGCGCCUUCGCCAUCAUGAACAGCAGGCUGGCGGAGACCAGCGCGGACAGGUAGGAGCGGGGGCGCAGGGCGCCGACCGCCGGGCGCCUUCGGGAGCUGCUCCUUCCCGCCUGGAGCCCGGCUUGAGAGCGCGCUUCUUCUCCAGCAGGCUGCCCCUUUCCAGGGCUGCGGGACCGUGAAGCCUCGAGGCCGCUCCAAAUCCGCUUCCUUCUUUAAGUGUAAUUCACUCUUUAAACAUGAACCACACAAGCGGUGAGUACGUGCUCUCCUGACUCGUCUUGCUCCAGAAUUUGGACCCAAGAGAAGGACAGCUUACUUAAGCCUUGUUUCCUGCUGCUCUGUUCUUCAUCUGGAAGUACAGAUCCUCAAGAUGCGAGCUCUCCCCUGGAACUCCGAAGACUGAGUUCACAGCCUCUCGGAGGCCCUUCAGCGCAGGGAGGGCAGGAACUGGUCCAGAAGACGCUUGGGCUUGCUUUUUCCUGAGCUGCCUUCCUAGCAGAUGGCUCUGGGUGCUGCGGCUAGGGAAACCACCUGACCCUCCUUACACCUGCUUCUCUGGUUUUGUUUCUCCGUUCUUUAUUUGUAAGAUCUUAAGGCUUGACUAAGGUGCCUGUGGGACCUCAGCAUUAAGGUUAAGAAAAUAAAAUUCAGUUUCAGGCCUUUAAACCACAGCAAGGUGAUGUUGAGAGUCCGCUCUUGUCACUGAAGACUGGAGGUUACCCUGCUCCUUUGAACGGCCCCAGAGGCCACUGCAUUCUUACCUGGACUUGGGGCCCAUUGCAGAGAUAACGACUGUCUAUUUAUUAAAAUUGAAAAUUUAAUAAAGCCUCA